AUGCCAAGAAUUUCAAGUAAGAUAACUAUUGGAGAGCGGGUUAGUUUAAUGUCAUCAGUAUUGCUGAAGGAGGUAAUACUACAAUACUUACAAUAUCGUGGUAGUAACUGGAAGAACAAACGUUUGUAUGGUAAAGUUAUUGGAGGAUAUGAAAAACCAAACGAUAAAGAAUUACCACCAAAUAUUGAAUUACCAAUAGUCUCUACGGAAUUGUUUGAUGAUAGUGACAGCAGUAUAGAAGAGAAUGAUGAUGAUGUUAAUGAAGAAAAUAAUAAUAUAAGUCAAUCAAGUGGUCCUUCUACUACA
Cetraspora pellucida is the source of this 306-nucleotide messenger RNA. NCBI's taxonomy places the organism in Eukaryota, Fungi, Glomeromycota, Glomeromycetes, Diversisporales, Gigasporaceae. The record is from the annotation of a GenBank genome assembly.